UUUUUUUUUUCUUAUUUUCUUCAAUGCUGAAAUGGUCUAUCUUGGCUUUUGGAUUAGGCUAUAUGACAGCUUCUACUAGACUUGUGAAUUAUUUGUUACAAGAGAAAACAGUACUUUAUAUCCUAUCCAGUCUUUGUAUUUGUUUCUUAUUGAUCUAUUUUCCACUUGACUUCAUUGCUCAACACGAAUCAACUCAGAAUCCCAUGACGAAUCUACGUACAUCUGCUCGUGAACAUCUACAGAGAAGAGGUAGUUUUUAGAGAAACAAAGAUGUUUUAUUUGAAUGAAAAACUUAUAAACAAAAGAAAUGAACA
Gilbertella persicaria is the source of this 314-nucleotide messenger RNA. RefSeq lists its product as uncharacterized. The record is from RefSeq and is a predicted model, not a curated record. NCBI's taxonomy places the organism in Eukaryota, Fungi, Mucoromycota, Mucoromycetes, Mucorales, Choanephoraceae. The transcript is spliced from 3 exons. Bases 24 to 260 code for a protein of 78 amino acids.